Molecule: messenger RNA, 4347 nt
Organism: Gadus morhua (Atlantic cod)
Lineage: Eukaryota; Metazoa; Chordata; Actinopteri; Gadiformes; Gadidae
Gene: znf217
Product: zinc finger protein 217
Exons: 5
Coding region: 291-3206 (971 amino acids)
Biological process (GO): regulation of DNA-templated transcription
Cellular component (GO): nucleus
Molecular function (GO): RNA polymerase II cis-regulatory region sequence-specific DNA binding; DNA-binding transcription factor activity, RNA polymerase II-specific
Source: RefSeq, a predicted model, not a curated record
ACGCGCUUCAUCUUCCCCGAGAGUCGCCGAGCGCGCGCACCAAAACGCAACAGCUGCACGACUUAAGAACUGAGAGGAUUGAUCUAAGAACCGAGACGAUUUAACGAUAUUGAUGACCACUGUCCGUCCAGCGUCGCCCGAGGAGGAAGCAACUCACGUAGAUGGCGAGCUGGUGAGCGUUAGUCCCUGGUUUUUCAGUCUAAGUGUAUCCGGACAUUCAGAGCUGGAAGGUGUUGUUGGUUUCCAGUUCAGGAUAGCCACAAGCACAAUUGCACCAUCAAUCGAAGAAAAUGCCCACUCACCCCUUACCAGCGUUUGCGGAGAGCCCAGAUGGACUCAGCCAAGAUGAUAUCAGCAGUCAUGCCAACAUGCCUGGGCCCCCUGGUUCUAGCAUGACGCCUCACAGCCCAACAUUAGAAAAAGCUGUGAUGCAAACCAAACAAUGUUUGCCAGUCUCCUGCAUGUUCUGUGAUGAGAGUUUUCAUCAGCAGGCAGAUCUCGGCCCCCAUGUCCUAAGCCAACACCCCACCACAUUUUUUGAACCAUCUGUUCUAUGCGUAGAGGCCGAGUUCCGCAUCACGGAGGACAAAGAACGACCCGUGCUGUUUACCCAACCUAGGGAUAAGGAUGAAGCGCUCAGCUGCAUUUUGUGUGGUCAGGUGUCCCGGGAUGCUAGUGAGCUGGAGAACCACCUGCGGAAGCACAAGGACUACUUUACCUACUGCUGCACUGUAUGUGGACGGCGUUUCAGAGAGCCCUGGUUCCUGAAGAACCACAUGAAGAUGCAUGGAAGCAAGUCUGGAGCUAAAAAGGCCCAACACGACCUGGAGACCCCUAGCACAAUCAAUGGUGCUACUCAGGGUCUGAACACUCAGCCAGUAGUCACCCUUUAUAAAAUGUGCAUGGUUUGUGGAUUUUUCUUCCCUGAUCACAAAAGUUUGGCCGAGCAUAGUAAAGUACACAAUCGAGAUGGGGAGUCUGGUAGAGAUAACAUGGUGGCAUUCCAGGGUGAUGGCCCCAAGUCCCAGAAUGAACAAGAAACUUUUCUUGAGAGUCUCACGCUAAGGCCACGCUCUGUAGUACAGAACGUACAACCAGAAAGGACAUCCAAAUGGAUUCCCCAGCUAGACCCAUUUAAUACAUAUCAAGCUUGGCAACUAGCUACUAAGGGGAAGAUAGCAGUUGGUCCAAAUAACACAAAAGAUUUGGGGUUGGAUGUCAGCACGGACAAUGAAGACGGCAACUCCGAUAAAGAGGAGUUGGGUAAUAUAUGGACUGAGAGUCAAGCAGACAAGUCCAUAAAAGAGGGCCUGGGCAAAGAGCUGCAGCCCCAAAGGCAGAAUACGGUUGGGACGCCAUCUCCUGAACCAGACCACAGGUCUCUCAUCCAAGGAGACAAAUCAAGGCCAACCACAUGUGAGGAAUGCGGACGACAUUUCAGGACCUAUCACCAACUGGUCCUGCACUCGAGGGUCCACAAAAGGGAAAGGGAAGGGGGGAGCCCCAGUGCUGAUGGGAAGUUAUCCAAAGCAGGUACACUGGACCACACAGAGGAGGGCUUGGAGGAUGGUUCUGAGGAGGCAGCCGUUUCAGAAGCCGUGGGGCCAGGGGAGUUCGGAUUUGACAGAUCAAAAGUCAGAUCAAGGCAAUGUAGUUACUGCUCCAAAACGUUCCGGUCAAGCUAUUACCUCACUAUUCACCUCAGGACCCACACAGGCGAAAAGCCAUUUAAAUGCAGGUACUGUGACUAUGCAGCAGCACAGAAAACGUCACUGAAGUAUCACCUUGAUCGACGCCAUAAAGAACAAAUAUUAAGGGAAUUCCCAAGCAGACCUGUGUCUCCUGCGCCGUCGCCAACCGAUAAAGAGUUUAGAGAGAAUGGAAGGGUCCCAGUUAGAGCCAAACUGUGGGUGCCUGUGCCUAAACCAUACUCCAAUAGCAAACCAGAAAACGUACUGGAUGGUGAUGUAGACAAGGUUCACAAACUGAUGGGUCAAGUUAAAAUACCAGUAGAGAAGGUAACUAAUGGGCCUGAUUCCAAAACUGCUGACACAUCAAUAACUUGCCCCGUACCCAUUAACUUGAUGAAGAAGCCGGAGACGGAAGACGAAAGCUCUGAUGCUCCAUUGAAUCUUUCUUUAAAGGUCACCAUCAACAUGUCGACAAGUUCUCAACACCAGAACGCAUUGAUUCCAAAUUUCUGUACAUCCUGCACAUUCAAAACACUGUACCCCGAAGUUUUGGUGAUGCAUCAAAACCUUAUUCAUAAAGAUCGGUCAGACAUGACUAAAAAGAGCAGAUCCAGUCUGAAACUCAAGCGCUUAACAGGCUGUCCCCCUGCCCUUGAAGGAAAUGAUGUCACUCCACUCUGUAUGAUGGACAGGAGACACCCCCGUCGAACCAGGUCCCCAACACCCCAGGCUGGCAAAGCGGAUGACAAGACUCCCUCAGCGCCCCCAGUCAUUGCUCCCAAAUGCUCCCCUAUGCAUGUACCCACACAGAAGGUGGCCCCAGAGAUGCAGAGAUAUGGGGCAAAGAUGGAACAACAACGACAACAACUCAAUCAGGAAUCUUCUCGGUUUACAGAAGUGGAGAAGAAGUCCAGUAACAAUAAGCAUGCAAUGGAGCCAUACCAUCCAUCGGACAGAGUAGGGAUUGGCGAGAGAAGUUAUCCGGUGAGACCUGGGGUCAUGUGGCACUCUAAUGCGGCCAGGCUCUGUCUCUCAAGCCGCUUUGGGAGCCUCCCCCAGAUGGACUUGGGUCAACCCUCGAACAAGAGACUCAAGUAUUGCCUCCCGCCGGGCAGGGAGACUGACCCCGUUGAGAAGCAUGACUUUAGGGUGCCAAACGUUGAUGGAGCCAACCAACUGCUUGGCUUGAGGAGAACCAUGAAGACGUCAUCCCAAAGUUCUUCUGCCGCCACUGUCUCUGAGGUCACGGGUCCAUCAAAGUCUCUACCUGUGGGUGGAGGCAGCAUGGAUACCGACUGGAAUAUAAUGAACAUCCUGCGAUCCUGUUCCCCGGCUGAUUUAGCCACACUCUACCAUGGUAACCCGGCAUUCCCAAGCCAUGGAGGGCAGGCCCAUCCCAGAGCUGGAAGCAGAACUACUCACUACCAACAUCUACCGAGUCUGCCCCAUCUUCAGAGGCUCGAGCAUCCUGCCAAAUUCACUGGGGAACGUUAUGGCAAUGCGGACAAGAGUUAGUAAUAUAUCACCAAGGUAAACUGUUAAGAAAACUGCUGAACUAGACUAAAUCCUAUCUGGAAUCUUUCUUGUUUCCAAGCUGCUUCGCUACAGUACACAACUUUAGUCAUUCAACAAAGUCGAAUCCAUUUAUUUUCUUCCAUGUUUUUAAAUGCAAAUAAAGCAUUGAGAAACUUAGGAGGGUUUGUAUUCUAGGAUUCGAGGCGGAAGGAUGGUCUUAUCUUUAUUUCUUACCCUCACUUAUUAUUACUUAAUUUUAUUUUGUGUAUAAGAAAGAUAGUUUUUCACAAGCUGUCUAGAACUCAGGCAAUGUUUAAAGUAGAGCAUUUUUUCCUCUGAAUGUUAAGACAUGCAUUACUUGUUUGAAUACAAGGUUCCCUAUGCCUAUUGCCGCUAGAACUCUACAACUGUGAAACUCCAUUUCCAUCAUUACCUUUUUUUAAUGUGGGAGAGAAUUUUGUUUAAAGCUUGUAUUAGUAUUUGCAAUAGUUGGGUAUUUUUAUUUAUGCUGUAUGUCAGAUCAUUGUGCAGCACUCCAGCACUGUUCUUCCCCAAAGCACUGAAUGGUUGGGGUUUAUUAUUAUUUUGGUUCCAGUGGGUUACCAACAGGCUACAGCAAACUGUUAAAAUGUUAGUUUAUGUGGUCUACCUCAGUUCAGAGACUUGACACUGUUAUUUUGUAAAGCUGUUCGAGCUUUCAUGUCGACUGUUCAGUCGUCACUUACCCAGACGUUCUUUAUCUGGGUAAGUGCCAGAUGUUUAUGUGUUGUCAUUUGAUGGGCUUCUCCUGGAAAAAACAAUAUACUGUUGUGCCUCUUCAGCUGUGAAUUCUGUACCAACUAUCGGAGGGAUUGAUGUUUUUGGACCGAUGUACAGUGCUUUUAAGUACUCGCCAAUAUUUUGCAACGUCUUGUAAGUAUUACCGUCAUGUGUUCAACAAUUUUGUUUUCCUGAUUGGUCCCUAAUGAUUUAUUUUGGAAAGACUAAUGGGCUGUCAAUAUGUACUCAUGGAAUUAAUGACUCAAAACAUUGUACACUGUGAAAGAGAAAAGUCUCAGGUUCAGCAAAACGUACUAACAAAUUGGAUGCAUCUGUUGUUAAUUAGUAUGUUUUCCAACAAAUAAAGCUUUGUGUUAAGUUA